This is a messenger RNA of Nymphaea colorata (pocket water lily), 2307 nucleotides long. RefSeq names its product condensin-1 complex subunit CAP-D2-like. Bases 434 to 1651 code for a protein of 405 amino acids. The record is from RefSeq and is a predicted model, not a curated record. Gene Ontology annotation, biological process: mitotic chromosome condensation; meiotic chromosome condensation. Gene Ontology annotation, cellular component: condensed chromosome, centromeric region. The transcript is spliced from 14 exons. Gene Ontology annotation, molecular function: histone binding. Lineage: Eukaryota; Viridiplantae; Streptophyta; Magnoliopsida; Nymphaeales; Nymphaeaceae.
CAGUGGAUUUGUUAAGUGGUAUCACAUUAUCAAUUGGCACGUGGUGUGAUUUUCAACUUUCAGAUUAUCAUUGACACUUUUACAAGGUCUCACUGACAGGUACAUAUGCAAUAGAUAGUGGUUUGAACCCAUAUGCAAUGGUGGUUCAGUCGAUUGUGUUCAUUUAUGGGCCUUACUGCAACCCUUUUAUAUGAAGGACUGGUCAAGUGCCCUGACAUUCUAAAGAUCUGAGGAAUCAAAGCUUGAGAGAUUUUGGCAAAUAGUUGCAAUGUUUAAAGCCACAUUUGAUGGGCUCUCUCUCCCCAUCUAGCACAGGCGAUCAGGUAAUGCCUGGUUACAUUAGCUCUAAUAGCAAAUUUAUGGGUCAACUUCAGUCAAAAACUGCAACUACGAAUGUCAAGUUUCAGUAUCUUCAACAUAUCAAUAUGUACAUAUGCAAAGGCAGACCUUUGGAGUGUUGGUGCUAUUCUGUUUCAACUUCCCUUUUCUAGGAGCAACCAGGAAUAGAAAAAUCCAAAGGCAGAAAAAGAAGAAAGAAACAUCUACAUCUGAACAGCAGAAUGACCCCAAUGGACAUGCUGAAGCUUCUGCAGCACCCAAUAAAGAAAAUGCUAUCAAUCGUGGAUUGGGUCUUGCAGAUUCUGAUGAUGCUAGGCUCGAUUCUCUUUCUGAACAAGCUGAGAAGGAUAUUAUUUCAGGUGGUUCAACUGAUAAAAAUUUAAUUGGGCUAUGUGCUCCUCUUGUUGCGAAACUAUGUAGGAACUUCGGCUCAAUGCAGCAGUACCCUGAGUUACAAGCUGCUGGUAUGCUGGCUCUCUGCAAGUUGAUGCUAAUUGAUGCUAACUUUUGCAGUGAAGCAAAUCUGCAGCUUCUAUUCACUGUUGCUGAGAAUGCACCACGUGAAACUGUUCGUUCCAAUUGUACAAUAGCUCUUGGAGAUUUGUCAGUGCGUUUUCCUAAUCUAUUAGAGCCAUGGAAAGAGAACAUGUAUGCUCGGCUUUGUGAUCCUGCAAUAUCUGUCCGAAAAAAUGCUGUUCUGGUCCUUUCUCAUCUCAUUCUGAAUGACAUGAUGAAGGUACUUAUUUUGGCCAAAGAUACUUUUGGUACACUGUUGUUUAGGAGAAAAUACCAAGUUACACGUGGAAUGCUUGUUGACCAGGCAAAGGGUUGCAUUAAUGAAAUGGCUGUUCAAUUAGAAGAUGUGGAUGACAGGAUCUCAAAUUCAGCCAAGUUUUUUUUCCAUGAAUUGUCAAAGAAGGGAAGCAAUCCUGUCUACAAUUUCCUGCCAGACAUUCUUAGCAGACUGUCCAACCAGAACUUCGCUGAACAAACUUUUUGCAGCAUUGUGCAGUUCCUAAUUGGGUUAAUUAAAAAGGACAAGCAAAUGGAAGGUCUGGUUGAGAAGCUUUGUAAUAGGUUCUGUGGAACGAUUGAUGUUAAACAAUGGGAAGGAAUAGCUUACUGCCUUUCACAGUUGUCCCUAACAGAAAAGGGGAUCAACAAACUUUUUGAGUCCUUUGAGAGCUAUGAACAUGUCUUAUCAGAAGAGUCGGUGGUUUCCCACUUCAGAGCUAUCAUAAACAAGAAAAAUUUCGCCCACUCACACAAAUGGCAGAGGUGGCCGUCAGGGGUCCGCCGCUUGAUGGGAUAAGCCUUUUUUGAUGUAUACUACUACUCAAAAAUGUUGAUACCAUGCGCGAGGACAUUUCUUAACUCACUAUAAGGCUUUCUUCGGUAAGCACACACGAAGUGAUUCUUGAGUCAUCCAAUUAUAAUCCUGUAAAUAUCUCACAGGGACAAAUUUUGGCAACUGAUUUUUGUUAAUAUCAUGAGAUGUAUAUGAAAUGUAGUUAUAAUAAAAAUUUAGAUAUUCAGUGGCGUUCUAUUGUGCUACUGAAGAUCUUCAAUGAAAAAAAAGAUCCAUAAGAGCUGGUAAAGACUCUCUGACAGCUUUCGCGACUAAAAUCAACAGCUCUAAUGUGGAAGACGUGAUGCCAAGGGCGUUGGUGAAGGUCUCGUUUGCUGAUUUAGCUUAGACUUUUUUUACGGUGUCGGUGGUUGUGGCGAUAAUUUUGUAUCCCGUCAUUGAUUUGAGCGAUGAUUGUGCUUUACAUCGAUGAUAGCAGCAAUACUUUUGUUAAGCGUUGGAGCUUCAAAAGCUCUGACAAACCCUCUCAGUUUCACGUUGGUGGUAGCGUGAACAACACUAUUUUUUGAUCGGAGCUUGACGAAUUGUGUAAUGUCUGUAAUAUAUACUGUUGUCAAUUGUUUUGGUCGAACAUGACUAAUUUGGCUACAUAAUCAACA